AAAGGAUGGACAGUGUGUCAACGCUGACAGUCACGCCGUGCAGGAGGACCGCGCUCUUCGUGGGGGUCUUUCGUGGAGGAUCGUCACAUUGAGUCUGCUGGACAAAGUUGGGAUCUGUCAGUCAAAGUGGGAGCCAGUCUUGUCUGUCAGUCACAGUGGGGGGUACACAAAUGUGAGGGGCGCACUAGCCUCGGUCUCAGGUGCAAACGACGCGAAGGAUGCAGAAGUCACCAGUGGAAGAUGUGAACUUCCUGUCCAGGUUCUGCUUCUGGUGGAUGUCCCCGCUGCUAAGAAAGGGCUUCAGGAAGAAGUUGGACCUCACUGAUGUUUACAAAGCUCCUUCUUAUGAUCUGGCUGGGAACCUCUCUGAGCGACUGGAAAGAGAAUGGGACAGAGAGGUGGUCUCAGCCAAGAACAAGCCCAGACUGAUGCGGGCGCUGGCUCGCUGCUUCCUUGGCCCGUUUGCCUUCUUUGGAGUCCUCCUCUACUUCGGGGAGGCCUCCAAGACAGUGCAACCUCAGCUUCUGGGUCGCAUCAUCAGCUCCUUUGACCCCUUCCACGCUCCGGAGCGGAACCAGGGCUACUUCCUGGCACUGGGCCUUUGCCUGCUCUUCACGGCUCGCUUCCUGCUGCUGCAGCCAGCCCUCUUUGGCCUGCAUCACCUGGGUAUGCAAAUCCGCAUCGCCCUCUUCAGUCUCAUCUACAAGAAGACCCUGAAACUGUCCAGUAAGGUCCUGGAUAAAAUUAGCACUGGUCAGCUGGUGAGUCUGAUGUCGGCCCACCUCAACAAGCUGGAUGAGAGCCUUGGUCUGGCCCAUUUUGUAUGGAUCACACCCCUGCAGUGUAUCCUGUGUGUGGGUCUGAUUUGGGAACUGAUCGAGGUGAACGGCUUCUGCGCCCUGGCAGCUCUCACACUCCUCGGCAUUAUCCAGGCCUGCCUCUCCCAGAAGAUGGGACCUCACCGGGUGAAGCGUGCUGGGAUGAUCAACCGCCGCUUGGCUCUCACCUCAGAGAUUGUGGAGAACAUCCACUCGGUGAAGGCGUACGGCUGGGAGGAGGUGAUGGAGACCAUCAUCAAGAACAUCAGACAGGAUGAGAUGACCCUGACCAGGAAGAUCGGGUCCUUGCGUUACUUCUACAGCGCCGCCUACUUCUUCUCCGCCAUCUUGGUCAUCGUGUCGGCCAUUGUGCCGCACGCACUCAGCAAAGGCAUCAUUCUGCGCCGUAUCUUCACCACCGCCUCCUACUGCAUGGUGCUGCGCAUGACGCUCACCCGACAGCUGCCCGGUUCAAUCCAGAUGUGGUAUGACACGCUGGCGCUGGUCAAUAAGAUAGAGGAGUUCUUGAUGAAGGAGGAGUACAGAGUUCUGGAGUACAACCUGACUACCACAGAACUCGAGCUGAUCAACGUCUCUGCAUCCUGGGAUGAGGGCAUCGGCGAGCUCUUUGAGAAGAUCAAGCAGGAGAACAAAGCCAACGGUCACGCCAACGGUGGCCUCUUCUUCACUAACCUUUACGUGACACCUGUCCUGAAGAACAUCAGCCUCCACCUGGAGAAGGGCAAGAUGCUGGCGGUGGCAGGAUCCACGGGCUCGGGGAAGAGCUCGCUCCUCAUGUUGAUCCUGGGAGAGCUGGUGCCGUCCGAGGGGAAAAUCCGACACAGCGGUCGCAUCUCCUUCUCCUCGCAGACCUCCUGGAUCAUGCCGGGCACCAUACGGGACAACAUCCUGUUUGGACUCACCUACGACGAGUACCGCUACACCUCAGUCAUCAAGGCCUGCCAGCUGGAGGAGGACUUUGCCUUGUUGCCUGAAAAGGACAAGACCCUCCUUGUUGAAGGAGGAGUGACGCUCAGCGGAGGUCAAAGGGCGCGCCUCAGCCUGGCCAGAGCUGUGUACAAAGAUGCGGACCUCUAUCUGCUGGAUGCACCUUUCACACACCUGGACAUUGUGACCGAAAAAGAAAUCUUUGAGAAGUGCGUGUGCAAGCUGAUGGCCUCCAAGACUCGCAUCGUGGUCACCAGCAAGUUGGAGCACCUCAAAAGGGCUGACAAGAUCCUCCUGCUCCACAACGGCGACUGUUACUUCUAUGGAACCUUCUCCGAGCUUCAGGCCCAGCGGCCCGACUUCAGCUCGCUCCUGCUGGGCCUGGAGGCCUACGACAACAUCAACGCCGAGCGACGCAGCUCCAUCCUCACCGAAACCCUCCGCAGGGUCUCCGUCGACGAGACCGCCGGCUUCCGAGGCCCCGAGUCCAUCCGUCAGUCCUUCCGCCAACCGCCGCCUCCCUUGAUAGUUAACGGAUCGCAAGGACACUGUGGAGGCGAUAGCUACCCAGAAAAACGUAAGCAGUCCCUCAUCCUCAACCCACUGGCUGCUGCUCGCAAGUUCUCCUUCAUUGGAAACCCCCAGCAGAACCCAAACAGCACCCAAGCUGCUGAGGACGGCGUGCGGGAUCUGUCUGAGAGGAAGUUCUCUGUGGUACCCGAGGACGACCAGGUGGAGGAGGUGCUCCCCAGAGGGAACAUCUACCACCACGGCUUGCCGCACCUGAGCGGGCAGCGGCGCCAGUCGGUCCUGGCGUUCAUCACCAACGCUCCAGGCAACGAGCGCAGGGAGCAGAUGCAGACGUCUUUCCGGAAAAAACUCUCAAUCACACCGCAGUGCGACUUGGUGUCCGAGCUGGACAUCUACGCUCGCCGCCUGUCCAAGGACAGCGUCUAUGACAUCAGUGAGGAGGUGGAUGAAGAAGACAUGGAGCAAUGCUUCGCGGACGAUCGCGAGAACGUGUUUGAAACAACGUCGUGGAGCACCUACCUGCGCUACAUCACCACCAACAGGAGUUUAGUCUACGUGCUCAUUUUCAUCUUCCUGGUUUUUGCUAUUGAGGUUGCAGGAUCAGUCGUUGGCAUCUUCCUCAUUACAGAUACCAUCUGGAGGGACGGUGCCAACCCGUCCUCCCCGAACUACAUCGACGAGCAGCACCCGAACGCCUCUUCGCCCCCCACCCACCUGGCGGUCAUCGUGACACCGACCAGCGCCUACUACAUCAUCUACAUCUACGUGGCCACGUCGGAGAGCGUGCUGGCGUUGGGCUUCUUCCGAGGCCUGCCGCUUGUGCACACGCUGCUCACCGUGUCCAAGAGGCUGCACGAGCAAAUGCUGAGCUCCGUGCUGCGGGCCCCCAUGGCGCUGCUAAACACCAUGAAGACAGGCCGCAUCAUGAACAGAUUCACCAAAGACAUGGCCACCAUUGACGACAUGCUGCCUUUGGUGCUCUUUGACCUCAUACAGCUGACACUGAUUGUCCUGGGCGCCAUCUUCACUGUGUCCAUCAUGCGGCCGUACAUUUUCAUUGCCGCCAUCCCGCUGGCUGUCAUCUUUGUCAUCCUCAGGAAGUACUUCCUGCGAACGGGCCAGCAGCUCAAGCUACUGGAGGCUGAAGCUCGGAGUCCCAUCUUCUCACACCUCAUCAUCUCGCUGAAGGGCCUGUGGACUAUUCGGGCGUUCGGGCGUCAGACGUACUUCGAGAUGCUCUUUCACAAGGCCCUCAACACGCACACGGCCGCCUGGUUCCACUACCUGGCCACCCUGCGGUGGUUCCUCUUCCGCUGCGACGUCAUCUUUGUGCUCUUCUUCACGGCGGCUGCCUUCAUUGCCGUGGGAACCAAUCAGGACAAACCAGGCGAGAUCGGCAUCAUUGUGGCGUUGGCCAUGCUCAUCCUGGGGACGUUCCAGUGGGCUGUCAUCACCAGCAUCACCGUGGACGGACUGAUGCGUUCGGUGGACCGAGUGUUCAAGUUCAUCGACCUUCCUUCAGAGGAGGCGUUGCCGUGCAAAGGAGGCAAAGGAGGAGGUGACCUCGUCAUUGACAACCCCCACGCUCACGACUGUUGGCCCAACAGAGGUCAAAUGGACGUGAAGGGCCUCACUGUCAAGUACACGGAGGCCGGACGCUCCGUCCUCAGUGACAUCAGCUUCUCGGUGGACGGCGGGCAGAGCGUGGGUCUGCUGGGUCGCACAGGUUCAGGCAAGAGCACUCUGUUCUCAGCUCUGCUGCGUCUGGCCUCCACUGACGGGGACAUCUGUGUGGACGGCGUCUCCUGGAGCUCUGUUUCCCUGCAUACGUGGAGGAAGGCCUUUGGGGUGGUGCCACAGAAAGUUUUCAUCCUCACUGGAACAUUUCGCAUGAACUUGGACCCUCAUGGACGCUACAGUGAUGACGAGCUGUGGAGGGUCGCUGAGGAGGUGGGCCUGAAGUCAGUGAUCGAGCAGUUCCCGGACAAAUUGGACUUCCAGCUGGAGGACGGCGGCAACGUGCUGAGUAACGGCCACAAGCAGCUGAUGUGUUUGGCUCGCUCCAUCCUCAGCAAGGCCCGCAUUCUCCUGCUGGACGAGCCCUCCGCCUACCUGGACCCCAUAACUCUGCAGGUCCUCCGGAAGACACUGAAGCAGGCCUUCUCAGGCUGCACCGUCAUCCUGUCGGAACAUCGAGUGGAACCUCUGCUGGAGUGUCAGUCAUUCCUGAUGAUCGAGGGCAGCUCCAUGAAGACGUACGAGUCCAUCCACAAGCUGCUGAACGAGACCAGUCACUUGAAGCAGGCCAUGAGCCCCUCGGACCGCCUUCGCUUGGGACCCUCGCUACACCGCCUCAAUUCCAGCAAGAGGGCGGCGCCACAGAGCGCCAAGAUUUCCUCCCUGCCUGAGGAGGCCGAGGACGACGUCCUGGACACGCGGCUGUAACACACACACACACACACACACACACACACACACACACACACAUAAGGACGAGAGAGAAAAUGUAUUUUUGCUGCAGGUGGUUGCUGAAGCCUGCAAAUGUUGUUAACAUGAUGAUUUUGUCUCACACACACACACACACACACACACACACGCGUGACCUUGAAGCACUUUAGAGACGCGCUGAGGUACUCAGUCGAUGAAGAUGAGUUGCAAAAGCCAGUAAUUCCUCUUUCCCUCUUCAAGUGGAAACAUUUGGUGACGUGUGAGGAACGCCGCUCCUUUGUAACGCAAUAAUACUUAGUAGUUUUAGUCAAAGGUACCUGGAUGUGCAACUGUGAUGUUUUCAACCAACAAUUGAACUGUUUGUUACAUCAUAGGAACAUAAACGUAUAAAUGUCUUUGCUCAAUCAACCGUAUUUACAGUAAAAUGGAAGAUUUUGACAAGUUCUUUGUGGUCACGUGCUUCUGUUGUGGAUAUAAGGACUACAAACAUGGUGGCUACGAUGUUCACGUCAAUUCAGUCAGGAGCUACAUGCAAACAUUAGGAAAUAAACACAAAAUAAAUGUCAGGAUUAAUACUAGGUAGGAUUUUUACUCAAAAAUCUAGCAUUGAGUAUUUCCCUUUUAUCUUUAAAUGUCUUUUUUCAUUUGUUUUAUUUAUAACUUUGGAGAAACAUUUUUCAUUCAAAUAUAUGCUUCUAUAUAUGCCAAUGUAUAUGCAUUUGUUUUUAUUGCAAGAAAAAAAGUCAAAGUAAAUACUAGAGUAAAAUUUGCAGACAUAAUUGGCCCUUCACAAUAAAGGAACAAUUUUUAAAAAGACUUUUUAAGAUUUUAUUGUUUUUGUGCUUGAAAGACAACUUUUUAAAACACACAUCUGAAACAGGACUAUAGUCUCUUCUGUACAUAUGUAUAGAUGUUAUAUUUAUAUCGAUUUAUAAACAGAAAAUAAAGCCUUCAGAAAAAAGCAUACCUAGAACACAGUGAUUGAUGGGACGCGUGAAGGGGCGUUAGAGUAUGGGGGACGGGGGAUGUUGUAAUAUGGCUUAAGGUAGACAAAGGGCAUCUACAAUCUAUUGCCCCCCCCCCCACUUUGAAACAAGUGACGGCUUUACAAACACUUGUUUUUUUAAAAGUCUUUCAGCGUGGAGGUCUUUAUCACUGUACAACAUCAUCAUCAUCACGUGCACGAGCUUGCGAGCACUAACUACUUCCUAUUUACACUAAAACCCUGAUUGUGGUCAAAGCACCCCAGAGCAUAGAAAGACUAAAAUACCCUUCCUAGUUGGCAGCGCCCUCUGGUGGCUGCCGCUGCAACAACAGGAGCCACCAGCAAAGUAACCAUCAAAAAAUUAGACAUCAAGCUUCUAGAACAACACGCUGGUCCCCAAGUACACAACUGCAGCACAGCGGAACAUCACAAGUACAAAGAGCAAAGGUCAAAGGUUGUCUAGGGAAGCCAGUCUUUACAUCCUGGAGCGAGGGGGCGGGGCAUGGGGAAGUAUUGUGUUUUUGUGUGUCCCAAACAUCCUCAUGUGGUUGGCUCCUCCUACUGGUGCCGAGGGGGGGGGGGGGAUUUUUUGACGCCCAAGUGUCCUCAUGUGAUUGGUUGUUCAUAUAAGGGGUGGGCAGUGGGUGUGUCUACUUAUUGUUGUUGUUGUCAUGAAGGACCCAAAUGUCCUCAGGUGAUUGGCUCUUCAUGCUGCUGCUGCUGUUUGGUACCACCCUUGGUUUGCUGCUGGUUCUGCUGUAGCUGGCAGGCAUGUGCUUGCUGCUGCUAUUCUUGUUGUUGUUGUUGUUACGGCUGUUGUUGUUGUUGUUGUUACUGACCGCUGCAGGCCGAGGCUGCUGCCCUCUGCUGGGGACGGGGAGCUGAGAUUUGACGCGAGGGCCUGACCGGCGCUCGCUACUCUGUACGGCUGCCUGAGCGAAGAAGAGAAGAAAAGAAAAGUGAUGUGAAGAGUGUUUGAAGUGUUGAAAAGCACGCCACUUACUGCAUGGGCUGUAGAAACACCUACAAAUCACCUCUGGGGUAUACUGCAAAGCGAGGUUAGCGUGUUAGAAGUGUGUUGAGUCUAAAGCCAGGCUUGCCUGUACAAUGAAAUUAGUACAUUAGUACAAAUUAGUACAUACAACAUAUUGUCAUAAUUUUCAAAUAUUUUUCCAUUGUACUUUUCUUAAAAGUAAUGCUAAAAUCUCGUCUCGUAGAUCCAAUCUGGUGUAUCGCCUCAUCUGUGUCUCGUGACACAGGGUACCGUUAGUAUAGUAAGUGUUAACUUGCGCAUUUACACAUUAUUUUGCCAGCGGUCCUGUGUUGCUUUUAGCAGUGAUAAUCUUUUUGAACUCUUCAUAAUGCUCCAUAAUAAUUACUUGCUCAUCUUGUGUAAAAUACAGCGGCUGAGAUCGCGUGGUUUUUGCGCAGAAGGAGAAUAAUGUGAUGCACACUGGGCACCAAGCUGAGAAUCGGACUUGGCAAAGUAAGUUGAUAACCACCAUCAUGGUACUGUUUAACUUUGUUUGGGGAAGUUAGGUUUUGCAUCUUGAGCACAAAGCCCGUGUUUGUUGAGCCACUUUCGCAAUUUCCCAACACUUCAUGCUGCAUGCACCAUUGUAAUGCAUAACACUGGCCAACAGGGGGCAGCCUCUGCACGCGUAGUCUAUUGGCGUUAUUGCAUAUAUUAGCGAAAGUGGUACGGUAAAGAAGACAUUAUGGAUACAUUAAAUAUUUGUAGAGCCCUCAAUCAUAAAACAGUGAGGUUCGAGAGGGAUAAAUGUUAUAUUGUAGAACGUUCUAGAUUUCUUGCUUCUCACCGUCUGAGCUGCUUGGCCGACAGCUACUUCUUGCUCUGGCACUGGGGGUGGACCUCCAGCAGGCUCUCUCGUGAACACAAUUACGUCGUCUUUGGACACAGAGAUCUGUGAACAUGGACUACUGUGAUGAUGCGGAUGUGGACGCAGGUGGAAGCUGAAAAGGAACAAGAU
Molecule: messenger RNA, 7721 nt
Organism: Dunckerocampus dactyliophorus (ringed pipefish)
Lineage: Eukaryota; Metazoa; Chordata; Actinopteri; Syngnathiformes; Syngnathidae
Gene: cftr
Product: CF transmembrane conductance regulator
Exons: 27
Coding region: 219-4742 (1507 amino acids)
Biological process (GO): chloride transmembrane transport; bicarbonate transport
Cellular component (GO): apical plasma membrane; cytosol; plasma membrane
Molecular function (GO): chloride channel activity; ATP binding; ABC-type transporter activity
Source: RefSeq, a predicted model, not a curated record